AUGGCUUCUAGGAUGUUGUUGCAUUGGCGCUAUUUGCUUGAUAUUCGUUCUCUGACUGUGGUGGUCCUUUUUUUCAUGCACUCAUUUGCCGUGUAUGAAUGCGCCAUGAAGGGGCAUCGAGAAAACAGAGAGGACUCGCGUAGAACGGGGAAUUCAUUGACGGACACAGACGAUGACGUACUCAUUGUGGGGCCCAUUUACUCUAUUCGGGUUCACUUUCUUCGCCAUUGGCCAACAGGCGGAGAAACUCGGGAUUGUGAGGCUGUGGCACGUGCUGUGUCGCCAGCGGACGUGUUAAUUUUGGCCUUUCCUGAAGGCAUUUCCUUGAACCAAACGGAGGUAGUCAAGCAUUUUGUUUUGCUGCAACGCUGGCCAUGGAUCACGCCGUGGAGCCCGUCACCCGGCAUUGGGUUUAAUAGUACGCAUUCACUACCGGAACGAAUUUUAUCUUUUGCUGAGAGGGAAAGGAGCCCCGUCCCGGUCAUAUUUCGUCUCCGUGAAAUUUCAGCAUUUCUGGGCGCGAAAUUGACCGCGCCGUUGGUGUACUCUCGCUCAGGCGCUGACUCCAUCGCCGCUUGUUUUCUUCUUGAGAAAGAACCUUCACACAUUCCUAUUCCCUCUGAUGGAACUCCGCAAGAAGAAAUAAUGGCUGACAAAAACACCUCACACAUUCUUGCGAUGGCGGCCAACUGGAGUCGCGCACACAACGCCAGCUUCUCACUUUUUAUUUCUCCGUGUCGCACGAACCAAGUGCAUGUAUGGGACAAACGCCAUUUUCACUUUAUGGAAAAUACCACCCUAUGGUGGGUGUGCGCUGCGUCCGAUACAUUCAUUGAGCUAAAUGUUGCAGCAAAGUUGGUCACUGCUAUUUCUGAGGUGUAG
Trypanosoma cruzi is the source of this 882-nucleotide messenger RNA. RefSeq lists its product as uncharacterized. NCBI's taxonomy places the organism in Eukaryota, Euglenozoa, Kinetoplastea, Trypanosomatida, Trypanosomatidae. The transcript has a single exon. Bases 1 to 882 code for a protein of 293 amino acids. The record is from RefSeq and is a predicted model, not a curated record.